Xenia sp. Carnegie-2017 is the source of this 774-nucleotide messenger RNA. RefSeq names its product protein ANTAGONIST OF LIKE HETEROCHROMATIN PROTEIN 1-like. The transcript has a single exon. The record is from RefSeq and is a predicted model, not a curated record. NCBI's taxonomy places the organism in Eukaryota, Metazoa, Cnidaria, Anthozoa, Malacalcyonacea, Xeniidae. The coding region runs from base 1 to 774 and encodes 257 amino acids.
AUGGUCGACGCAUUUAAAAAGCGAAAACUUGCUGCAGCUUUUGCUAUAUUCAUCAGUCUUGACGAGCAAGAAAAGAAGCCCACUCGUGGAAGAACUCGUCGAUGGAUUAAAAGACGCGGAGAGAUAGGUUACUUUAAUACUAUCGUUAGAGAAUUGAUGAUGGAAGACACUGCGUCGUAUUGCGAAAUGAUGCGAAUGUCAUAUAAAGAUUUUAAAUACAUACUUCAAGAGAUUGCAUCGCUCAUUACUCCACAGAGAAUCAACGGAGGGCAAAGAGUAAUUUCCCCCGCAGAAAGAUUAACAUUAACUUUAAGAUUCCUGGCCACAUGUGAAACAUUCCGAAGUAUGAGCUUCCAGUUCAGAGUAUGUGUGGCUGCAAUAUCAUACAUUAUUAAAGAAGUUUGCAAGGCCAAAAUUAAGCAUCUUGGACCAAAAUUUUUCAAAGUUCCCUCAACCAAUGAGCAAUGGCUUGAAAUAGCUUCUAAGUUUGAAGAAAGGUGGAACUAUCCAAAUUGUAUUGGAGCUAUAGAUGGGAAGCACAUUGUGAUGCAGCCACCUGCGAGUGUGGGCUCCUAUUACUACAACUAUAAGCAUACUCAUUCCAUUGUACUCAUGGCUAUAGCUGGACCUGAUUAUGAAUGCAUCUAUGCUGAUGUUAGAACAAAUGGAAGAGUUUCGAUGGUGGAGUCUGGAAAAGUGUGGACUUUCCAAGGCAAUAGAAGAUGGUGCAGUGUCUCUUCCUCCACCAAAGUUGUUACCUUUAGGGAUGGUUGA